AUGAAGAGUAUUCAAACUUUGAUUGUUGCUGUCCUCUUGGCUUGCUGUGCCAUGACUGUUGUUUUGGCAACUGACAGCACCACUUCAAAUUUUAGAGACGCACUCUACAAUUACGUUCACUCACCAAGCAGUGUCUUUUCCUAUAAGCUCGUUGACACUGCUGUCGGUGCCAAUGCCACUGUCUAUACAUUGAAUGUUACCUCUGUUGCUUGGUUGCCAGAAUCAGAAAUUGGUUCUACCCAUAUUUGGUAUCAUUACGUAACUGUAGCCAUCCCAAAUAAUUUGAAUCGAGCCAACUCUCAAGGUUUCUUCUUCAUUACCAAUGGCGAUGUCGGUCUCCCUGCUCCAGGAAUUUCUGAAGCCAAUUCCUCUCCACCCAACAUUGUGGCCUAUUCUUCAAAACUUGCUUCGACCACUAAAAGCAUUGCAGCAAAUUUAUUCAUGAUUCCUAAUCAAGUCAUGACUUAUAAUUCAGAUCCAGCUCAUCUCGUUCGUCGUGAAGAUGCAAUCAUUGGCUAUGGAUGGGAAAAGUUUAUGAAUAAUACUUCCAGUAAUUUGUUGUAUGUGACUCAAUUGCCAAUGGUGAAGGCAUCGAAAUUGGCAAUGGAUGCAGUGGUGCAAUUCGUACAACAAACGUUGAAUUAUCAAUUGGAGUCCUUUGCUGUGAGCGGUGCUUCCAAGAGAGGAUGGACAACCAUCUUAUUAGGAGGUGUGGAUCAUCGUGUCAAGUCGAUCAUUCCACUCGUCAUUCCAACCUUUGGUACUGCCAAGUUUAUUGAACAUACUUAUAACAACUUGUGUGCAUGGCCUUGGGCAUUCUAUGACUAUGUUACCAAUGGAGUGACGGAUUAUCUUUACAAACCACAAUUUGAGAGUUUGACAGAUAUUGUGGAUCCGCUCAAUUAUCGAAGAUUGAAAUCCAUUCCCAAGUAUCAAGUGAUGGCUAUGGGUGAUGAAUUCUUUGCCCCAGAUCUCAAUGAUCUUUCCUAUCGACAAGUGAAAGGUGAAAAGUAUGUUCGUUAUGUACCAAAUAGUGGCCACUCCAUGAGCGGUUCUGAUGUCAUGGAGGUUCUUCUCACUUAUCAAUAUGCUCGUUUGAACAACAUUGCUUUACCAAAAUACACAUUCACACGUGAAUGGGUCUCUGAAGGUGUGAUUAUCAACGUCCGUGUGAAGAAUGGAAAGAAACCAACUCGUGUGAGUUUAUGGCAAGCUACCAAUCCAAAUGGACGUGAUUUUAGAACCACAACGAUCGGCGCCAAUGUCUGGACCUCAACUGUUUUGAGUGAAGUUAAACCUUUCGAAUGGCAAGUGUUGGUUAGAAAUCCAAGCAAUGGAUAUACUGCAGCAACGGUGGAAUUGGUCUUUGAGAAUUAUAUUGAUGGGGUGGAAUUGGCUCCAUUGAAGUUUACAACCAACGCAUACGUCACUCCAAAUACUACACCAUGCGAGAUUAGCCCAACCAAUUUGCCUUCUCAUCAACUCGUGUAA
Naegleria lovaniensis is the source of this 1491-nucleotide messenger RNA. RefSeq lists its product as uncharacterized. The transcript is spliced from 3 exons. Lineage: Eukaryota; Heterolobosea; Eutetramitea; Acrasida; Naegleriidae. The record is from RefSeq and is a predicted model, not a curated record. The coding region runs from base 1 to 1491 and encodes 496 amino acids.